Messenger RNA from Eufriesea mexicana, 2329 nucleotides. RefSeq lists its product as uncharacterized. Bases 359 to 2329 code for a protein of 656 amino acids. The record is from RefSeq and is a predicted model, not a curated record. The transcript is spliced from 11 exons. NCBI's taxonomy places the organism in Eukaryota, Metazoa, Arthropoda, Insecta, Hymenoptera, Apidae.
AAUCAGAAGGUGUAAACUUAAUCUCUAAUGAUCAUGAUAAUUAAUUUUCACACGCUUGUAUAUGUGUAUAUCCAGGAAUCAAAAUAAAUUCGAAGCAUCUCGUGAUAAGAACAGACAGAGCUGUCAGUCGUGCGCUUUAUUCUUCUAUUUUUAAGAGGAAGAUGGAAGAAAAGGACUAGGAGUGGGGAAUGACAUAGCGUAGGCCUGGGUAUAGUGACGUCGAAAGCAAGGGCGAGGGCAACACAACACAUUCUUGGUGGCGUUCUUUCAGUACGGUUCACACGCUUGCAUGUGACCAAAGCAACCAUCCCCACCCUGAUGGUCCAUACGCAGCGGCAACUACCGUGGGAUGUGAGGUAUGAUAAACAGAAGAAGAAUGAAAAUUAUAUCAUGUUAUUUUCAACGUCUCAUAAUAACAGCAUUAUUUGUAUUAUUGAUGUUUUGUAUUGUUCAAGUUUUUCGUUCAGAGUUCGGAUUCAACAAUAAUGAUUUGCCAAAUCUAGAUAAACUAAUACAUAUAUCUCAAUUAAUUGAAGAAUCUGAACAACCUGGUAUUGGGGAAAGAAUUGUUGCUUGCAAACUACCUCAAUUAGAUAUUUCUAAUCCAGAUAUUAUAAAAUUCAUCCAUGAUGUUCCUCCUUUGCAAUGUACACCAGAAGACUGGGUUAUUCUCCAUGGAUCAAGGCUGGUUAUAUCCAGCAAAAUAAAAAAAAGAUAUGGUCCUAUAACUUGUUUUUUCAGUGAAAUUCUUAGAGGUAAUGAUUAUAAUGUAUCAUUUAUGACUCCUGUUGAGUCUAAUGAUUCCUAUGUUCUCAAACACAGUGAUUUUGUUGAUGUUAAGUGUGAAUCAAAAACUGAGACUGAAUGGCACAGUAUUAUGGUUGGAGUGAAAAAUGAUCCUAAAGUAAAGAAGAAAAGUAAAUGGGAAAAUGUUGGAAAAAAGGCCCUCAAAUUAAAUGUUCUUAUGAUUGGUUUUGAUUCUUUAUCCAGAAAUACAUUUAUCCGUAAAUUGCCAAAAACAUAUAAGUAUGUAAAAGAAUAUUUAGGUGCUUUAAUAUUGGAAGGGUAUAAUAUAGUAGGUGAUGGGACCCCACAAGCUCUUAUUCCUAUUCUUACUGGAAAGAUUGAACUUGAACUUCCAAAUACUAGAAAACGCAUGGGAUUAAAAGCAAAUUAUGUUAAUGUAUAUCCAAUGAUAUGGAAUCAGUAUAAAGAGAAAAGUUAUAUAACAGGAUUUAUGGAAGAUGUCCAUUAUAUUGGGACUUUCACAUAUCGUUUGAAAGGUUUUAAAGAACAACCAACUGAUCAUUACAUGAGAACAUAUUAUUUAGCUGCAACACCAUAUUUUAGAUACUACAAUAAAUUUUGUAUUGGAAGCAUCCCAAGACAUAUGGUGAUGUUAAAUUAUAUGAAAGAAAUUUUCAAUGUUUACAAAAAUCAACCAAAGUUUUUGUUUGGAUUUCAUGGAGAACUUUCACAUGAUUCCUAUAACGACAUAGGAGUGAUUGAUGAAGAUUUACGUAAUUGGCUAAAAGACCUGUAUGAAUUUGGUCAUUUAAAUAAUACUGUAUUGAUACUAAUGAGUGAUCAUGGACACAGGUUUGCAGAAAUUCGCAAUACUUUACAAGGUAAACAAGAGGAAAGACUACCAUAUUUUUCAUUUCUUUUUCCUCCUUGGUUUAAAAAAGUUCAUCCAAAAGCUUACGAAAACUUUUUACAUAAUACACAUUAUUUAACAACACCAUUUGAUAUACACAAAACGUUAGAAAAUAUACUAAAUUUUGAAGAACCAAAAAUGGGAGAUCGUCAUCAAAGGGCCAUUAGCUUGUUUGAUAAGAUACCAUUAGAUAGGACGUGCGCCAAUGCAUUUAUAGAACCACAUUGGUGUGCAUGCCUUAAUUGGCAACAAAUUUCAGUCGAUGAUGAUACCGUAAUUGCUGCAGCCAAAUAUUUUAUUGAAUUUCUUAAUAAUUAUAUAGAAGAUCAUCGUGAUAUAUGUGAACAACUAAAAUUAAAAGAAGUAUUAUGGGCUGCCAAACUUAUACCUAAUAAAGGUUUAUUAAAAUUUCGAAAAACUAAAGAUCAAGACGGGUUCGUAGGGGAUUUUAGUGCAAAAACGCAAUUAACUACUGAAACUUAUCAAUUGAAAGUAAAAACAGAACCAGGGGAUGGUUUAUUUGAAGUUAGUAUUACUUAUGAUAUAAACAAGAACGUUUUUUCAACCAAAAUUUCAGAUAUUAGUAGAAUUAAUAUGUAUAGAUCUCAAGCAGCAUGUGUAGAAAAUUCUUUUUAUUCUCAUUUACGAAAAUAUUGUUAUUGCAAGAAUUAA